CUCUAGGUAGUCGUACAUCAAUGUUUAAACAAUUACAUAUAAAAAUAUGUGUGGUCAUAAUCCUGCACCUACACAUAACAUGGUCCUACCAAGUGUACCAACUGAACGCCGACGAAGAAAAUGAAGUGCUGUCCAAGUUGAGGCAAGUCCUACAAGGCUACGAUAUACCGAACUAUGCAGAAGUCAAGCCGAAGAAGAGUCGAUAUAAACUCAAACCUGUAGGCAAGUCAAUGUUCGUGAAGAGGAUCAUCCCGCACGGGUACAAGACGGGGGAGCACGAAUACGACUCUCGGCUGAACACAGUAUUUAAACCUCUGUUCAGAUACCACAUUAUCAAACCCAGUGCAGGACAGGAGAGGGCCGUGGUGCAGGAGACGAACCCGGAGCAAAAGAUGUCAAAUAAAAUCAGCAAUCUGAUCCGGGUCGCAAAGAAAGACCGAAAGACUUCGAAAUAUAGAACUCUGAAGCGGCAACUACUAAGACAUAUUAUAAAGAAUUACUUAUUCAAAGACAAAAAGAAUCGGAAGAAAAAGAGAUUCGGUGGUUUACUUAACUUAAAGAAGUUGAGAGACACGGAAAACCUGUUAAGGGAUAUGGAGAAAUCUGGAGAAAAGGACGGUCAAAUGACUCCUGGUAAUGUGCCACCCGAUGUAUUACCGAACGGUGCACAACCAGUUAGCAAAGAGGCAGUUACGUACCCAUACUAUCCGUUCUGGAAUUAUUGGACCUAUCAAAAAACUGUGGUUCAAGAUCAGUGCCCGGGUAACCUGGUGAAGUUAGGGAACAUGUGUGUUUCCUCUAUUGGGCAUCGUCGUCGACGAUCGAGGAGAGGCGGGAACUAUCGCCGGUCUAGACCUAGACAGCGACUACGUUAUGGCUAAUUUAAUGAAAAUAAA
Spodoptera litura is the source of this 896-nucleotide messenger RNA. RefSeq lists its product as uncharacterized. NCBI's taxonomy places the organism in Eukaryota, Metazoa, Arthropoda, Insecta, Lepidoptera, Noctuidae. The record is from RefSeq and is a predicted model, not a curated record.